GAAUGAUUGAUGCAUAAACAAAUAGACAAAACGAGCUUCAAAUGGUACGGUUUCACCUGUCGACAACCGCUACAGCCACUGCUUCUCCACUCCACUCCCAUGGCGUGGAACUGGUAGCACCAUUUCCACUUCUCUCACUAACUCCUCAUCAUCGUCAUCGCCACCAUUUUCAGCUCCCUUUUCCUUCCCUUUCCGCUUCCACAUCGUCGCCGAGGUGCUCGAGGCGCAAGCGAGCUAGCUGCUCUUGCAAGAUGACUGAUUCUCAAGGAAAGGCGACGCAACCCGCUGGCCGCGAUGUCCGUUCCGGCGACAUGAUUUUUCAGCCAAUCUUGGAGAAAGGCGUUUUCCGAUUCGAUUGCUCUGCCGAUGAUCGGGCUGCUGCUUUUCCUAGUGUUUCCUUCGUCAAUGCGAAGGAUAGGGAGACGCCGAUCACUAAUGCUGCUGAAGCAGUUCCUACGUUCAUCCCAACUUAUCAGUCUGGUUCGGAGAGCCAGACUGUCCAGCUUCAGCUGCCUGCUGGUACCUCUUUUUAUGGAAGUGGAGAAGUUAGUGGACAACUUGAGAGGACUGGGAAGAGAGUUUUCACAUGGAACACAGAUGCAUGGGGUUAUGGUCCAGGAACUACAUCUUUGUACCAAUCACAUCCUUGGGUGUUGGCCGUUCUGCCAAAUGGAGAAGCAAUUGGAGUACUUGCAGACACCACCAAGCGUUGUGAGAUUGAUCUGAGCACUGAGUCAGUAAUUAAGUUCGUUGCUCCUUCCUUUUAUCCCAUCAUAUCGUUUGGUCCAUUUCCUUCACCGGCAGCUGUUUUGAGUUCUUUGUCCCAUGCAAUUGGGACUGUCUUCAUGCCUCCAAAGUGGUCUUUAGGCUAUCAUCAGUGCCGUUGGAGCUAUGAUUCAGAUUUGAGAGUUCGAGAGGUUGCCAAAACUUUCCGGGAGAAGGGCAUACCUUGUGAUGUCAUUUGGAUGGAUAUUGACUACAUGGAUGGUUUCCGAUGUUUCACAUUUGACAAGGAAUGCUUUCCAGCUCCAAGUUCUUUGGUGAAAGAUCUCCAUGAUAAUGGUUUCAAAGCAAUUUGGAUGCUUGACCCGGGUAUUAAGCAUGAACAGGGCUAUUUCAUAUAUGACAGUGGUUCCAAAAUUGACGGUUGGGUUCAAAAUACAAAUGGACAGCCAUAUAUUGGGGAGGUGUGGCCUGGGCCUUGUGUUUUCCCAGACUUCACACAGUCCAAAGUUCGGUCCUGGUGGGCUAGUUUAGUCAGGGAUUUUAUUUCCAAUGGCGUUGAUGGUAUAUGGAAUGAUAUGAACGAGCCUGCAGUUUUCAAAACUGUGACUAAGACAAUGCCAGAGAGCAACGUCCAUAGAGGAGAUGAUGACCUUGGAGGUCGCCAGAAUCACUUGCAUUAUCACAAUGUGUAUGGCAUGCUCAUGGCAAGAUCAACAUUUGAAGGAAUGAAAUCAUCCAACGAAAACAAGCGUCCUUUUGUUCUUACCAGAGCUGGAUUUAUUGGUAGUCAAAGAUAUGCUGCUACUUGGACGGGAGAUAAUCUUUCCAACUGGGAGCAUUUGCAAAUGUCUAUCUCAAUGGUACUUCAAUUGGGUCUCAGUGGUCAGCCACUUUCAGGACCUGACCUUGGUGGGUUUGCUGGGAAUGCAACACCAAAGCUCUUUGGAAGGUGGAUGGGCAUAGGUGCUAUGUUUCCAUUUUGCCGUGGUCAUUCUGAAAAGGGUACGACAGAUCAUGAACCAUGGUCUUUCGGGGAAGAGUGUGAAGAAGUUUGCCGUCUGGCACUGAGACGGCGUUAUCGUCUUCUACCACACAUAUAUACUCUCUUCUAUAUGUCCCACACAAUGGGUACACCGGUGGCCACCCCUACUUUUUUUGCUGACCCAAAAGAUCCAAGCUUACGGAAUCUUGAGAACUCUUUCUUGUUGGGUUCACUUCUUGUCUACUCAAGGUUCUGUUUCUCUUCUCGCCUUCUAGGUUCUGAAAGAAUCCUUUAGUAUACUGUUUCUGACCAGGCAACACAUGAAGUGAAGCAUAUUCUUCCACAUGGAAUCUGGAUGAGAUUUGAUUUUGACGAUGCACAUCUGGAUUUGCCAACCUUAUACUUGCAAGGUGGUUCAAUUGUUCCUUUGGGUCCUCCUUAUCAACAUGUUGGUGAAUCUAAUGUAUCAGACGACCUGACGAUCCUGGUAGCCUUGGAUGAAAAUGGGGGCGCAAAAGGACAACUAUUUGAAGAUGAUGGUGAUAGUUACGAUUUCACUAAGGGGGAGUAUCUGCUGACACACUAUGUCGCAGAACUCAAAUCUUCAGUCGUUACUAUAAAGGUUUCAAAAACGGAAGGGUUAUGGAAAAGGCCCAGUCGUCGUUUGCAUGUGCAUCUAUUGCUGGGUGGGGGAGCAAAGCUUGUUGCACUGGGAAUGGAUGGGGAUGCUAUCCAAAUUGCAAUGCCAACAGCACUUGAUGUGUCUGAGUUGGUAUCCACUGGCGAGAAACAAUACCAAAAACGUCUAGAAAGCUCUAAGCCUAUUCCAGAUGUGAAAGCGGAUACUGGGCCUAAGGGAGCUGAGCUUUCAAGGACUCCUGUUGAACUGAAAAGUGGAGACUGGUCUGUUCAAAUAGUUCCCUGGAUUGGCGGUAGAAUUAUUUCUAUGAAGCACCUUCCUUCUGGCACACAGUGGCUGCAUAGCAGGAUUGAUGUGGAUGGAUAUGAGGAGUAUAGUGGAACUGAGUACCGCUCUGCAGGAUGUUCUGAAGCAUACAGUGUUAUUGAGCGUGAUCUAGUGCAUGCAGGAGAAGAGGAAUCUCUGAUGUUAGAAGGUGACAUUGGUGGAGGAGUGAUUCUCCAGAGGCAUGUAUCAAUACUCAAGGACAGGCCACAGGUUCUUCAAAUUGAUUCCGGUAUUAUAGCUCGCAGUGUAGGUGCUGGAUCUGGUGGAUUUUCCAGGCUGGUUUGCUUGAGGGUACAUCCCACAUUUACUCUCUUGCACCCCACGGAAACUUUCAUCUCAUUCACUUCCAUAGAUGGCACAAAGCGUGAAAUUUGGCCGGACGCUGGGGAUCAGACCUAUCAAGGGAAUCAGCUUCCAAAUGGAGAAUGGAUGCUGGUGGACAAAUGCCUAGGCGUGGGGCUGGUUAAUCGGUUCAAGGUGGAAGAGGUAUACAAGUGUUAUAUCCAUUGGGGCACUGGAACGGUGAACUUGGAGCUGUGGUCGGAAGACAGGCCGGUCUCGAAGCAAUCCCCUCUGACGGUUUCUCAUCAAUACGAGGUAGCUAGGGUGGCCUCUUCUUAGGUUCUCGUUGCUUUGCUUAGUCAGGGGACUUCGUUUCGCAGUAUCAGCUCUUAAGUACUUUCACUGGCCAGUUUGAAAUGUUCGCCGAAUUCCAAAAAUAAGGCACCAUAUUUCGUAUCUGUAUCAUCCUGAAGACUGAAUGAUGUCGGAUUGUGCGUUGCCGCUACAUGUUGCUUGUACCCUACGAAAUUGGCUUGGAAUUUUAGUUCUUCGCUGCUGACUGUGUUUCGUCCUUAGUUUACUUUUCGGUUCUGAGGAAGGUUGUGUAGUCGUUAUUACGUUCUCAAAUAAUGAGUUUAAUCUAUUUGUAUUCGUAGAAGC
Molecule: messenger RNA, 3617 nt
Organism: Linum tenue
Lineage: Eukaryota; Viridiplantae; Streptophyta; Magnoliopsida; Malpighiales; Linaceae
Source: the annotation of a GenBank genome assembly